CUUUAUACAAUGUCUGCGAAGACUCCAUCCACAAACACUGACCCGCAGAUUGCCAUCAUUGGUGCAGGAGUCGGUGGUCUAGCCUUUGCGAUAGCCUUGAAGAGGCAGUGGGGUUUCAAAGACUUCAUUAUUUUUGAAAGGACAGAUGACAUCGGUGGUACAUGGAGGGAAAACACUUAUCCGGGUUGCGGGUCGGAUAUUGCCAUCCAUUGGUAUUCUCUCUCCACAGAUCUCAAGCCGGACUGGACUCGCGCGUAUGCAGGCCAGCCUGAAAUCCAAAGCUACUGGCAAGAUUUGACAUCAAAGUACGAUCUCCGUCCUUCCAUUCGCUUCAAUACCAACGUGAACUCUGCUACAUGGAACGUGGAUGAGAAACUGUGGGAGAUUAACACAGAAGAUCGCAAGACGGGUGUGAAGACUCACAUCAGGACCAAGAUACUGGUAUCUGCGAUCGGCAUCUUGGCUGAGCCGAAUACGCCGAAGUUUGGAGGUGUUGGGCUGGAAGGGUUCAAGGGAGUGAGCUUCCAUUCCGCGAGGUGGGAUCAUAGCCUCGUUCUGAGCGGGAAGAGGGUGGCUGUUAUUGGGAAUGGAUGCUCCGCAACUCAAUUUGUGCCCAUCAUCUCUGCAGAUCCUACGGUCAAUGUAGUCCAUUUCUGUCGUACGCCGAUGUGGUAUAUCCCACUACCGCAGACAAUUUAUUCGAGCUUCACUAUCUGGUUAUUUCGAUACGUGCCGUUCGUUGCGCGCUUGUACCGUCUGUACACGGCUGUUAAGGAAGAUACUCGUUUCAUAGCUUUUCGCGGCGAGAAGUCGUUCCUCAGUAGAGUUUUAGCCAAGACUCUAAGGUCGUAUAUUACCAAUCGCGCACCUGCAGAGUAUGUGGACAAAUUGAUUCCAAACUACCCCCCUGGAUGCCGAAGGCUUAUUCCUGGUACAGACUACCUCGGAGCGUUACAUCGGCCGAAUCUCACCCAAAAUUGGGACAAAAUCGAGGGAAUUGCGGAAGACGGGAUCGUCACAAGCCAGGGACACCUUCCAUUUGACGUGAUCAUCACGGCUACUGGUUUCGUUACGGACAAGUAUCCCGUUCAUAUUCGAGGAAGGUCAGGUCAGACAGUGGAUGAAUUUUAUGACGGUCAAGGCGGCCCCACGGCCUACCUUGGUACCACGCUGCCCGGGUUUCCAAACUUUAUCACCGUUUCCGGUCCUAACACGGUGACUGGCCACGCAUCAGUGAUAUUCACAGACGAGGUUCAGAUCAACUACGCCUUGAAGCUUCUCAAACCCGUCGCCUCCUCCCUCCUCACUAGCGUAGAACCCACCGUCGCAGCGUUGAACAAGUACAAUGACUGGAUCAGUCGCCGUCUUCGAAAUUCUGUUUGGACACAAUGUGUCUCUUGGUAUCGAGCAGGAUCGCAAGGCAAGAUUUUUAGCACAUUCCCAGGGCCAGUGGUACUCCUGUGGUGGUUCAUGCGGAAAGUCAACUGGGCCGAUUUUGAGGUGAUUCCCGUUGAAGGGAAAGCCCAAGCAUGGGAGAGGAGCAAGAGGAUGGGCCGGAGUGUGACGAUGCUUACCGUUCUGGGAGUUCUCCUUGUUGGCGGACUGGUAUGGGGUCGACAAAAUGGCUUGGAAGUGAACGUACCCGUUACAUUUGAUAAGUAUUGGGCUGCAGCCCGCGCUCUUAUAGUCUAAAGGAAAGCCCAACAUCGAGCACCCAUGUAUUUGUCCUGGCUAGUUCUCGUUAUGCAUUGAGUGUACAGUAUACGAGUUUCUUUGCACAUUAUGUACUCGCGAAAUGAAAUGCGUCUGUUUAUCCAGAG
Molecule: messenger RNA, 1820 nt
Organism: Heterobasidion irregulare TC 32-1
Lineage: Eukaryota; Fungi; Basidiomycota; Agaricomycetes; Russulales; Bondarzewiaceae
Exons: 15
Coding region: 10-1692 (560 amino acids)
Molecular function (GO): flavin adenine dinucleotide binding; NADP binding; N,N-dimethylaniline monooxygenase activity
Source: RefSeq, a predicted model, not a curated record